CAAGCUAGGACGUACUUUGCCGUCGCGUAUCUCUUUCGAUAUUAUUACGUUCUUCGUAUCACCAGCCGUCGACAGUUCUAGUAUUACAGUGACGAAAAUAAAAUUCUUUAUUGGAACGAGUGGUUUGUUCUGUGGGGUGGUGAUCCGCAAAGUGAAAACAAAGUUCGGAGCGAUCGGAUUUAAUUGUUUGAAGUACUGUGCUCGUGACGAUAAGUGAUCAAUGCAUCAAACAAACAACUUUUAUCGCGACGCAAAUUCAGUCGUAAAACCUAGAGCCGUAAGUCAUAAGUCGUAACUCCUCGACUUUUGUUUCGGGGUAGAAGUGCUGUGCUGUGAUGUUGCGAGCCUCGCCCGUAAACGGCAACGCCGAAUAUUCGGGCAGCGAUGACGACUCGCCGUAAAAGUGACUUGUUCCGAUCCGGGGACAACAUGCUCUUGACUGUAUACGCGUGCUUGCUUCUCUGGAGGAUUGACUGUGUCGUCGAGAGUACGAAAGUGGUAAAAAGCAGUAUGCGCCACCAAACAACGUCGCCACUCAGCAGAAUCGGGCCCACAGCGUCUCUACGGGACGCCGAGCCGGACUUCAUAGGCCCGAUUGAAAACGUGACGGUCGCACUGGGCAGGGAGGCAGUGCUGACCUGUUCUGUCUCUGACUUGGGGGACUAUAAGGUAUGCAGCAUUUGUUUUUAUGACCUAUAA
This is a messenger RNA of Ostrinia furnacalis (Asian corn borer), 699 nucleotides long. RefSeq lists its product as uncharacterized. Bases 385 to 699 code for a protein of 104 amino acids. NCBI's taxonomy places the organism in Eukaryota, Metazoa, Arthropoda, Insecta, Lepidoptera, Crambidae. The transcript has 3 exons. The record is from RefSeq and is a predicted model, not a curated record.